Halteromyces radiatus is the source of this 1384-nucleotide messenger RNA. Its product is annotated as ricin B lectin domain-containing protein. Bases 189 to 1235 code for a protein of 348 amino acids. The transcript has 7 exons. NCBI's taxonomy places the organism in Eukaryota, Fungi, Mucoromycota, Mucoromycetes, Mucorales, Cunninghamellaceae. The record is from RefSeq and is a predicted model, not a curated record.
UGCAAUAACAUAAAGCUUAAAUUUCUUUUUUGAUUGUAAUCUUUUUUUUCUUUUUUCAUUUUUCAUUUCUUCUUUUUUUCUUUCUCAUCUUUCUUUUUAUAUACAGAUAAAUAUAUUUAGAUAUUUAGUAUAUCCUUAGUUAUUAUCACGUCAACACCAUUUAUCAGUGAUCAAUAGUCUUAUCUGUCAUGUUCCCUCAAGGUCUUUUUUAUAUACUCUCACGAAAAAAUGGGUUUGCCCUGGAUGUAUACGAUGGUCAAACAAAGGAAGACGCUAAUAUCAUUGUAUGGCCUCAAAAGUUUGAAGAUAGUGACAACCAGCUUUGGACUUAUGAAGAAGGUCGUUUAGUCAACAAAAAGUCUGGUCAUGUUUUGGAUAUUAGAUCAAGUGCAUUCAAGAAGGAUAAGGCGAUUGUACAAAACAAGCGCAAGGACAAGAAUCAAUCACAAUUUUGGAUCUUUGACCAAGGUUUUCUUUGUUCCCAAGAAUAUCCUAGUAUGGUAUUUGAUAUCAAGGGGGAUAGUGACAAGGGUGGUGCGCAAGUGUUACUUUAUAAGCGUAAAGAUACUGACAACUUGAAUCAGCAAUGGUACCUGGAACCCUAUCACAAUAUUGAAUCAUCAUUGAAUAUGGCUACAAAGAGUAUUCCUCUACAUAAGAAGGAAGGUUUUGGUCAACCUCGUCUUGGUUAUGGCGCUGAAAUAGGUGUUCCUCCUGAAUUGAAACAUCUUCCUGCUAAUAUCAAGGUAGCUGGUGUUAGCAACAACGGUCCUACUGCAUCCAAACCUUUACCCAAUCCUGCUGACCAACAUUCACCUCAUCCUGAAGCGUUGAAUAUGAAUCAUCAAGCUCCCAUUUCGACACACUCUGCACCACAAGCUGAACCGGGUUAUAUUGCUCCUCCUCCUAGGACAUCUGCUUAUCCUCCUCCUCCUCAAGCACAUUAUCAACAAGAAUCUUCAUCAUCAUCUAACCGCCAUCAGGAUCAACCUCAUUAUCAACAACAAGGCUCAAAUUACCCUCAUCCUCCUCCUCCUUCUUCUUCAGGUUAUCCUGGUCCUCCAUCUUCAGGUUAUCCUGCAUCUUCCACUCCUCAAGGUAUGUCCUCUCCUGGUGUCGGCGGAUUUUAUGUACCUCAACCCAAUAGCCCUCCACCCCCUUCUCAAAUGAAUAUGCCCUCUUAUCCUUCUCCUCCUCCUCCAUCUAGUAAUGAUUAUACUUACCCAUCUCAAUAAAAUAUUUGGUUGUCUUUUUUUUUGUAUCUUUAUUUGAAUAUACCUUUCUCAUUUAUUUUAUACUGUUGUACGGGACUGAUAGUUGUACUCCAACAUAAUCUUUAUAGUCAUCGUCAUUCAUAUUCAUCAUCACCAUUUUCAAAGUUAAC